AUGCCACACUCUCACCAUUACAAACGGAGAGGAACUACCAGAGGAAGGAGUUCACACUGCCACAGUCAUGAGCUCCUAGAAGGAACAUUUGAUAGUCCUGUGGCGCCAACAUGCGAACCACUGCACGAACAUCUUUGGUUGGAUGAGGCGGGAAAUGAGAAAGAUUUCGGUGGAUUUCGAUUUUGUCCCGUUUACUCUUCAACACAUUCCAUCCACUCAAUAUGGCGUCCCGUGAGGCAACCAUCGCGUGAGAGUCGCUCCAUUUUUGAGAAUGAGAGCAGACCACCGUGCCCAAUACAUAAGCGUCCAGCUAGUGUUGGCUCGCGAAGCUCUCAUACUGCGAUAUUGGAUGAUGAUGUUGUUGUAGUUGAACCAGAGCCGGAACCACAUUGCCAACCAGUUCAUGAGUCCGCAUCAAGGCAUUCUGCGCAUUCCAAGCGCUCAAAACGUUCCAGAAGUCAUUCUAUUCUCAAUCAAAGGUCUCUAAAUGAAGAUAAACAACCAGAAGAGGGCCUCACACCUCUAUCACAGAAUAAUUCGAAGUGUUCUGUUCAUUCGAAGGCUAGUAGAUCAAGUUCGUCCUAUUCCACUGGAAUAAGCCUUAGUUCCGUACAAGACUACGACUACAAUGGGAGAGCCGUGUCUUUAUACAGGAUUCUGAAGGACUUCUCAGACAAGUAUCCCCGUCUCUCUCUGUUUCUUGCCAUUCUAGUUUUGGUCUAUUUCUUCAUUAAUCAAGUAGACCUCACGAUAGCCCACAUGUUCGAAAGCUUUGUGAGGAUUAUAUAUCCUGCUAGUCAUUAUAUGGCUGUCACAAAUGAACAGUUUUUUGCUAGACUUUCGAGAAUGGCCACCAGAACCGACGAGGUUAUGGAGGCAUUCUACUGCGACUUUGCACGAACUUGGUGUCAACGAUUUGAAUUGAUGUGCGAUGUACGCUGUUCAUUUGUUGAACAAACCCUACAACGAAUUCGCAAACAUCCACACUGA
This is a messenger RNA of Necator americanus (New World hookworm), 990 nucleotides long. RefSeq lists its product as uncharacterized. Bases 1 to 990 code for a protein of 329 amino acids. Lineage: Eukaryota; Metazoa; Nematoda; Chromadorea; Rhabditida; Ancylostomatidae. The transcript is spliced from 8 exons. The record is from RefSeq and is a predicted model, not a curated record.